Spodoptera frugiperda (fall armyworm) is the source of this 1601-nucleotide messenger RNA. RefSeq lists its product as uncharacterized. The record is from RefSeq and is a predicted model, not a curated record. NCBI's taxonomy places the organism in Eukaryota, Metazoa, Arthropoda, Insecta, Lepidoptera, Noctuidae. The coding region runs from base 83 to 1474 and encodes 463 amino acids. The transcript has 2 exons.
AUCGUUGUAAUGUCUGGUUAAUGUCGUGACGGAUCGCGUAGCCACGGGCACGGUUCGACAACUGCCGUGGUUAACACAUUUAAUGAGUUUGUGGAACUUCACACCUGUAGUUUCCAUAAUCAUGAUGACCACGGCGAACAUGAUCAUCGUAGUAACACUAAUAACAAUCGUUUUAGGACUACCGCAAGAUUGUCUUCAAUACUGUAAAUCAUCACAUAACAAAACCGGCGGUAUAUCUAACUGCGAUUGUUCUCUCUACAAUACGCCUAGUAGUCUUCCAACGACAUUAACGACGCCUAUCAAAGAUAGUGGAAUAUACUACGAGCCGAUGGAACCAAAUUCUUUUCCGAAGACACAUUUUGAUGAUCAGACAUUAAGCAUGUUAAGCUUCAACAUCAACUUUCACUCAAAACCAAGUACGCAUAAUGCCACAGAAAGUUAUGAGAAUCAAAGAACAGCUGAAUAUGACAUUGAAAAGGCAAGAGAACUCCCUCUGUAUGUAUAUCUAGACUUAGAUCUGAACACCACAGGAAUCAGCAACAUUUUGCAAUUAGAAAACCUGAAGACAAUGUUCAUGAACUUUCAUGCUGCAGAAAAAAACUUAUCAGAAUGUAUAAAUCUAUAUAUUUAUAUAUUUUCAAAAAGUAUUGAUAUCAAUAGCAAAGUUGAUUACCAACAACUCACGGAGAUUCAGAAUAAAUGUAAUCACACUGCUAGCCUUAUAAAAGAAAGCAUUUAUGAGAUAAAACAACCUCUUUCACAAGAUUUUCUGCAAACGUAUGAGGAUGACAGUUAUGGCUUUAAUAUGAAUGAUGAUAUGGCCCAUACAAGCUAUAUGGAUACUAUAAAUACAACUGAUGUGUACACCAUAACCCAUUAUACUGAAACUAUCUCCGAAAACUCAACUGAAACUAUCUACAAAAACUCAACUGAAACAAUAAACACUAGCACAGAUAUAGGUUAUACCUCGAACCUAACCGAGAAUAUCAAUGUAGUACAUGUGCUGAAAAACGAUACUGAAAAGAUGAUUACAGAAAUUGAAACGAAUCGCACGAAAAUUACAGAUGAAGAGAUGAAAAUACCAAGAAUAUUAACCAAAGAACUAUCAAAUGGUACCUUAUUUAGUGCUGUGGAUGGAUUCGAAGAUAUAAUAACUAACUCUGACUUUACAACCACUACUGAUAGUACGACAAUGGAAAUAAAACCAGAAAUGAAAGUAUCUACAUCGAAACCUAUCUUUAUUGAUUCAAACGUUGAUGAUAAAAUAGUACAGUCGGGUCUAUUUGAAUUACAUGGACGCCUUUAUUUUUCGUUUGGAAGUAUACAAAUUCCUGCUCGUUUCAUUCAACACUCUGAUGGAGAAUUGAAUGUCGCUAUUGAUGCACUUUCAAUGUGCAAUCAAAUGGUAGAGGAAAAUUCGUCAAACUUUAUGAAUCUUUUAUGCAAAUCUAUUAAACUUCAGAAUUUCAAUUAAUCAUUUUCGCUUCUGAAUGUUUAUGAUUGUUUAAGUCCUAAGUGAUAGAUGUAGUAUAUUUGAAAAUAUCAUUUAAAAUAAAACGAAUGUGUUCAUUCAAUCUAAGGGAGAAAAUGUGUUUCACUCC